Molecule: messenger RNA, 1148 nt
Organism: Emiliania huxleyi CCMP1516
Lineage: Eukaryota; Haptophyta; Isochrysidales; Noelaerhabdaceae
Gene: GLN5
Product: glutamine synthetase
Exons: 2
Coding region: 1-852 (283 amino acids)
Cellular component (GO): cytoplasm
Molecular function (GO): glutamine synthetase activity
Source: RefSeq, a predicted model, not a curated record
AUGCUCCUUCGACUUAGGGAGCGGUUCAGAUGCUGGGCGGGCUUCAGGGUGGUGCUCACGCGAAAAGGAAUCGACGCGAUGUGCAAAGCAUACAAGAAGGGGAGAAGGAAGAUGAGAGACGCCGGUGAGGACGAAGCAGAAACUAGCGCAGACGAGAGCAGGGCAGACCCGGGGACUGGGGAGCCGGAGCAGACGGCAUCGGCCGCCGAGGGAACGUUGGGAAGAGGCACGAGGAGGGCGGCGACCUCGACCGACUAUGGAGGACCGUCGCCAGACGACGCAGGGCAGAAGACGGCGUGCCUCUACGCCGGCAUCAACAUCUCCGGCAUCAAUGGCGAGGUGAUGCCCGGACAGUGGGAGUACCAGGUCGGGCCAUGCACCGGCAUUGCCUCGGGCGACCAGCUGCUGGCCUCGCGCUACCUGCUCAUCCGCGUCUGCGAGCAGUACGGCGUGGUCGUCUCCUUCGACCCGAAGCCCAUCCCGGGCGACUGGAACGGCGCCGGCUGCCACACAAACGUGUCGACCAAGGCGAUGCGCGCCGAGGGCGGAUAUGACGCUAUCCUCAAGGCGAUGGAGCGGCUCGGCGCGCCCGGCAAGCAGGAGGAGCACAUCGCGGCGUACGACCCCUCUGGUGGCCUCGACAACCAGCGCCGCCUGACGGGCGCGCACGAGACCGCCUCGUACAAGGAGUUCUCUUGGGGCGUCGCGAACCGGGGCUGCUCGGUCCGCAUCCCGCGCAUGACGGAGAAGGAGAAGAAGGGCUACUUUGAGGACCGCCGGCCCGCCUCCAACAUGGACCCGUACAUCGUCACGGGCAAGAUCAUGGAGACGACCGUGCUGCCCGACUGCUAGGCAGCUCCGCCCCUGCGGCGAGCCGUCCCCCUCACGAGCGAGACCCAGCCGCGCGGGCCAAAGAGCCCGCGGGGCCCAGCCGCCCCGAAAUGCCAAGCAGCGCGAGCGACAGGGGGCCCGUUGCGAUGGCGGCGUGGCCUCGUGAAUAGUGCGCGCGCACGCGUCCGCGUUUUGAGGAUUGUACUGUAUAGGCUGGCUGCGGCCCUGUGGGAUGUGACUCUGCACAUCCUCCGCGCGCGCGUUUAUUAUUUGAUGCAUAUAGAGCCGUACGUGUACCCUAAGUUUCUCCGAGACCU